Molecule: messenger RNA, 1428 nt
Organism: Stegastes partitus (bicolor damselfish)
Lineage: Eukaryota; Metazoa; Chordata; Actinopteri; Pomacentridae
Product: T-cell-specific surface glycoprotein CD28 homolog
Exons: 4
Coding region: 223-939 (238 amino acids)
Biological process (GO): regulation of T cell proliferation; T cell receptor signaling pathway
Cellular component (GO): external side of plasma membrane
Source: RefSeq, a predicted model, not a curated record
CUCAGAGAGUGUGUGAGCUUCAGUCGCUACAGCACCCACUGUGGGAGUGCUUCAGUCAGAGGCAGAGCAAGAAUAUGAUGCACUGCAGCCAGAAGAACACGUGCAUGGAACCAGCGCAGAUGAUAUCGGCUAAAGUUUCUCUGCAGCUCAUGUAGUCUGCUGGAGGAGCUUCGGGUUUUAGGUGAUGAGCUUUGAGGGCAUCAUUCUGCUGGAGGCAAGUUCAUGCUCUCAGCGCAAGACAUCAAAAUGGGACUUUGCUGGAUACUCAUAAUCCUCCUGGGUUGCGGAUUGUCUCGGGCCACUGAGAGCACCUGUAACUGCGAAGAUGAACCUGAAAUUCACUAUGUCUCUGCAAACGGCAGCAUCUCUUUCACUGUGCCGUGUCCAAAUGUGACUGGUGAGGACUUGACAUUUGUCCUUCGUAAGGGCAAGGAGGUGAUUUACAACCAUACGUUCACUGGUGAAGAAAAGUCACAAAACCACAAACCACUGCACGGCAGGCUGGACGUGAAGCCAUACAGAGACAAAGAGAACAAAUUUGUUGCUUUCAACGUCACUGAAGCGACAGCUGCAAGCCAUGGAAUCUACAGUUGCAGGGCUAUAAAAGUAUUCCCUCCUCCGUAUAUAACAGAAAUUGCACAGAGGAUCCUCAUAGUGGAUGAAGAGAUCCACUGCCCGAGAAGUGAAAAAAACAACAGUCAAAUUACUACACCAGAACAACAAGAUUUAAGAGAAACCCCAAGCUAUCCAUGGAUUUGGAUCCUGGUGGUCGCAGUUCUCGGCACCUACAGCCUCGCAGUCACCAUCUUCGCCUCGGUCAACUGGAUGAAGCUGAAGAAUACGGAUUCUCAGAGUGACUACAUGAACACCAAACCCAGAGCACACAGAGGCAACAAGAAGAAAAGAGGGGUUCAGAAUCCCAUCCCACGAUACCUCUGAUUCCUCCACCGGAUCAUUUGCACAUCUCUCCUCCCCUCAGUUUGGACACAAACAGACCGGGUGUCAUUUUUAGUAGCUUAUUUUGAACAGGACAUUAUUGAGAGCGAUUUGUUUUGUUGGUGUAUUCUGUCGUCAAUACUGUAGUUGUUUUGUGCCCACGCGGCAAAAGUAGCAGUUCCUUCUACACUUGUGGCUGUAUGAAAUGAAAUGAAAAAGAAAAAAAAAGGCACAUACCUAACAGUUUUGGUUUCUGCUCACCUCCUGUUUCACUCACUCUGCCUUUCUCACACACUCAGACGUGUGAUUAGCAACCCCUGUCUUUGUGGUCGAAAGAGAAGGUGGUGUCUGAUGGAGGGGGGAUUUAACCACAUUUAAAGGGCUCGUAAAUCUAUGUGGUACCCCGGGGAUCCGAGUGACGACAUUUUUAUAAGCAAAUACCUGCUGUUACAGGCCUCUACAAAAAUCUAAAUGUUAUGAUCAUGAUUACCA